Stegastes partitus (bicolor damselfish) is the source of this 6161-nucleotide messenger RNA. It is a transcript of the gene ptpn12, whose product is annotated as protein tyrosine phosphatase non-receptor type 12. The transcript is spliced from 18 exons. Gene Ontology annotation, cellular component: nucleus; cytoplasm. Gene Ontology annotation, molecular function: non-membrane spanning protein tyrosine phosphatase activity. Bases 475 to 2862 code for a protein of 795 amino acids. NCBI's taxonomy places the organism in Eukaryota, Metazoa, Chordata, Actinopteri, Pomacentridae. Gene Ontology annotation, biological process: protein dephosphorylation. The record is from RefSeq and is a predicted model, not a curated record.
GAGCAGCAGUGUGUGAAUGUGGCACCCGAGGUAGACAGGGAGGGGUAGAUAGACUGACCACACCGGGCUUUUUGUCUUUUUUCUUUAUUUUUCUUUUCUUGCAGGGCCUAGUGUUUACACUUUACAUCCCGCCGCGGUUGUAAACUUGUUUCUGGGGCACAAAACCGGGCCGCUGCUGCUUUUCUCCGGGACUAACGGCUGUCGUUGUGAAAACAGUCCAGAAGAAAGAAGGAGAGGGAGAAACAACAUGGGGCGAUAAUAAAAAAAAAAAAAAAAAGGUGUUGUGUUGUGAGCCGACGAUGACUCUCUGGGAGGACCCGUGAAGCUUAUUUAUUUUUAUUUAUUCCCCCCUCUUCCCUUUCCCUUGUGCCCUCGUUUGUUUUAUUUUUAAAAUCUCUCCUCCCCCUGCUAGUUUGGGAGACAGUUUUUUUUUUAAGGAAAAGCCACCGGGAUACGUUACAAGAGGACUGAAGGAUGGACCAAGCCGGCAUCCUGAGAAAGUUUAUCCAGGGGGUGAAGACCAUGAGCGAGGGGGACGAGGAGAGGGGAGAGGACAACUUCGGCAGCGACUUUAUGCGGUUACGGCGGUUAUCAACCAAGUACCGGACAGAGAAGAUCUACCCCACCAACGUAGGCGAGAGGGAGGAGAAUGUCAAGAAGAACAGAUAUAAAGAUAUACUGCCAUUUGACCACAGUAGGGUGAAGCUGGCAUUAAAAACAACCAAUCAGGACACAGAUUACAUCAAUGCUAACUUCAUCAAGGGUAUGGAUGGCCCAGAGGCCUACAUUGCAACUCAGGGCCCACUGCCAAACACUGUCAUCGACUUCUGGAGGAUGAACUGGGAGUACAAUGUAGCUGUUAUUGUAAUGGCCUGUCGAGAGUUUGAGAUGGGAAGGAAAAAGUGUGAGCGGUAUUUCCCGCUGCUCAGGGAGGAGCCCAUGAGUUUUGGCCCUUUUCGAAUCUCCUGUGAAUCAGAACAGACCAGAACAGACUACUAUAUCAGGACGUUGGUGGUGCAGCAUGAAAAUGAAACUCGGAGGAUAACUCAAUUCCAUUAUAUCAACUGGCCGGAUCACGACGUCCCGUCAUCAUUCGACUCCAUACUGGACAUGAUCGGACUAAUGCGAGAAUACCAGGAGAAUGACGAUGUCCCUAUCUGUGUGCACUGCAGUGCAGGCUGUGGGAGGACGGGUGCUAUCUGUGCUAUCGACUACACAUGGAACCUCCUCAAAGCUGGGAAAAUACCAGAAGAUUUUAAUGUUUUCCGGUUGAUCCAAGAGAUGAGGACACAACGGCACUCUGCAGUUCAAACAAAGGAGCAGUAUGAGUUAGUUCACAGAGCAAUCGCUCAGCUUUUUCAAAAACAACUGCAGCUACUGGAGAGUCCCACCAACACGCAGAUACACGAUGGCAUGGAUGAAAGCAGUCCAGACAAAGCAAGCCACCAGUCAGAUGAUGAGAGAUGGGACACUCCACCUCCAAAACCUCCUCGCAUACGCAGUUCCCAGGCAGAAGGUGACGUUAAGGAGGAGAUUCUCCAGCCCCCGGAGCCUCACCCCGUACCCCCCAUUCUGACCCCGUCUCCCCCCUCAGCCUUCCCCACCGUCACCAACGUACGGCAGGACAACGACCGCUACCACCCCAAACCUGUCAUACACGUCCUGGCUACAGCGCAGCAAAACGUGACACAGAAUAAAGACGCAGACAAGCAGCAGGACCAGUCAGAACCAAGUCCAAACAAGCAGACCAGUCCCUCAGAGCAGAAAGAUCCAGACCUGCUAAGCCGCAAACAGCAGACUCAUGUCUCCAAUCUAGAUCUCAAUGACAACUACAACAACAAAUUGUCUUCAACAUCGACAAAAUCCGAAUCAGGCCAAAGCCAAACUCCCUCCUCGCCCCUCUCCCCUGCCGUUGAAUGUUCUGGCGCUCCUCGGAUUGAGAGGAAGCUCAGCAUCGAGAUUAAAAAGGUGCCGUUGCAGGAAGGACCUCGUAGCUUUGACACCUCCUCCUCCAUGGGAGUGGCGAGCGGCACCAGUUCAAGCAAUAGCAGCUGCGUGCUGCAAAGAGGCCACGCCUUCAAAGCUCGCUCCGGCCAGUCCCUGCUGACGUCCAGCUCCUCGCUGUCGGAGGACUCGGGCACGGAGGGAGGAGCGGGCGGAUGCGGGGAGAGCCAUGUGGACGGAGGCGUCCUGACCAGACCGAACCACCUCCCCGUGAAGAGCAGCGAGAAGAGCGACGCUCAGGGAGGAGACGCGAAAGCUGGCCAUGCGUCCUGGACUCAGCCCUGCAACAGCCCCGAGAAACUGUUCCCCAAGACCUCGUCCUCUUCCUCCUCCUCGGACCGCGUUGCUCCAUCCUCCUCCUCCUCCUCCCACCUCUCCUCCUCCUCUUCCUCCUCCUCCUCCACCCCCGUUAGGACUGCCCUGAGCUUCACCAACCCCCUGCACUCGGAUAACUCGGACGAGGAGGGGAACGGAGAGAUGUCUGGAGGGAAGGAGGGUUAUCGUACAAGUGUCUCCACGGCAACGGCCAUGGUAACCGCAUCCUCUCACCAAGGAGACCAGCAGCCGGUCAGGAAGGUGCUGCCCAUGUCAAUCGCGGGGCAGAGCACACCGUCACCCUCUGCAACCCCAGCAAACUGCUGGGACAGCGACGACUCCCCUCCCCCCCUCCCCGAGAGAACCCCCGAGUCCUUCAUACUGGCCACAGACCCUUUGGAAAUGAAAAUGUCAGCCUCGGCUGAAUGGAGCAGCUCGCAUAAAGACGUGUCAGAUUGUGUCAACAAGACGUCUCCAGCUGACCCUGCAUCUACUGGCACCACGGCAACAGACAGCAAGGCAGAGCUCGGUGGGGUUCGGUAACCGCUGCAUUCAGCCCAAAGGCCCUCGAGAACCCCCCCUGGAGUGGACAUGAUGGAACAAUCCGUCUUCCCGUCCACCAACACAGUCCUCCCUUGUCAGGAAAUGGACUCUACCGAUCUCACCUGGCUGGUCCAAAAACCAAGUUGAUAGAUGCUCCGCAGACAAAACAGCACAUUUUUACACAGAAACGUCUUCUGUGUGACUCUGUGCCUCUUCAGCCUGAUCCACUCUUCCUCCUCCUUCAAAGUGCCACUGUGCAAAGCAGAGCGGUCGAGAGACUUGUCCAUUUUAGAACAAAGCUCACGUUUUCCUCCUCAGCUUGCUGAUGUUAGAGGGUUUCUCUAGACGCUGACCGUGCUUCAGUCUGGUUGUUUCCGUGUUAAUGGUUAAAGCAUAAUUCCUGCUUUUUUUUUUUCUUAGUUUUGGCGACUUAAGAGUGGACUAAGAAAGGAUCUUGUUUUCUCCCUGAGACUUAAUGAAAAUGUGUCCUUUCUUAGGCUAAAUGAAGAGGAGUGACUCUUAAUUAAAAAAAAAAAAAUAAAAGUGUUCAGGAUGAGCACUUUGUUUCAUGCCAAAUGUAACUUAAAAUAAAAAGAAAAAAAACAUCAGGAAUUAUCUUUAAUCAGAAAAGCUACUGUGGGAGGCGGAUCUCUGAGAUUUAACUCCCAGAAGUUGUCUGCUGCCUCCUACUGAAUGAACAACAAUCUUCAAAGCGAACUUAGAUAAUCUGUCACCCAUGAUGCAACCUUUUCUGUUGGGUAUGUACAGGUUGCCAGGGUGCUCUCUCUCUUCUCUCUCUCUCUCUCUCUUUCUGUCUCUUUAUAAUCUCUCUUUCUAUGUGCUGGUGCUACAUUACAAAAGGAUCAGCAUAGAAACAGAAGCGCUAGAGCUGACUGUUACCAACAUUCACCUGUUUCUCACCUCCGUCGUGGUUUCCUGUAGGAUUUACUCCUGUGUUAGCUGAAGUAAUACCAGCUCUAGUAUUUGAUAUUUCUAUGCUCUUUUGCCAGAGUCAUAGGCUAACACAGUUUGGUCAUUGCAAUAAACAGGCUCAUUCACUUUCUUGCAGAGAGUUAGAUUCAACUCUGUGUGUUUUAAUAGUAAACAUGUAGCUGGAGCCAGUAGCUUAAUUGACACUGGAUUUUCCGGUUUUCGUGCUAAGCUAAGCUAACAGGCUGCUUCGUGUUUACUGUACAGACAUCAGAGUGUUGUCAUUCAAGUCUCAGCAAGACGCAAAAGAAGUGCGUUGUGAUUGUUUGAGCUAAAUAUCUGCUCAUUCUGUGGCAGUGGACGGUAAUGUUGACACCUUAGCUGAAAGCUGAGGAGGUGAAGGAUGAGACCAAAGUGUUCCCUCAAAAAGAAGUUAGUUUGGAACUUGUUAAGAGGCUCAAACAAAACAAGCAAGUAAGAAAUCACAAGAGGUGUCAUUUGUGUAGCGGAAAUGUUCUGAUUAGUGUCCUCUGAAAACCCUCCAAAGUUUCUGCAAUUUCCAAUCCUUAGUGGAAUCCCAUUAGAGGUGAGACGACAUGAAACACACCAGUAAUGACCAAACUGGUCAGCUCUGUGACUCUGACUGUCACUGCUGCGACCAUGAGCCUGCCUUAGUCCGCCUCUCAGAGAAGACAGCCAACGACAACCCUCCUUUUAUUUGUCUUCUCCUUCCACUUCUUUUCUCUCUUUGUGUCUCUGGCUUCUCUUGGUCUUUACUUCAGACUCCCUUUUUGCUGUUUGUGUCGCUGUUGUUGUCCUCUUUUCUUUCCGUUCUCCUCUUUUGUUGGUGAGGCCCUCAGAUGAACGACCGUGAAAGUUUUUAAUUUCAGCAGCUCGCGACUGACCUCAGUGUUUCGGAGUAUGAAUGUUACCCAUGACCUGAAACACUUGAAACCUGAAACCUGGGACUUGGCACGUUGAUAUUGAACCUCCACCGCUCCUCUGAAAACCGGACUUGUUUUUGGUUUCUCGUCUGACGGCUUGCUGUUCUCCACCUACUUCUGACACAAUGAUCCAGUAAGACAACAGCAGCAGCGUAGGGACCCAGGACUACUGUUUUCUCCUUAUCCUUAACUUCUCCUUCAUUAGCUACCAUAACUAUACAGUAUAUGCAUUGUUUUAUAAAGAUAAAGAACUGUACAGGGCAGUUUAGGUAUAUAAUAUUUCAGAUUUUUUUUUUUUGUUGUUUUUUCGCGCUAUCUCUUAAAUGUUCCUAUUAACAGAAGAUGUAAGAAAGUCAGUGCAUGAUGAUGAUGAUGAUGAUGAUGAUGAUUCCUCCACCCUACACAAUGUUUUUCCUUCAAACUGUAAAUUAUUCUGCUACCCUUUUGUUUUUGCUUCCAGCAAAUAUUUCAGGGUUGUUUUAUUUUUUAUGUUAUAUGCUAAACAGAUUGAGAAUUUUAAAAAAAACACAACGUUGUUUUAAUUGGUUGGCAGAGGAAAAGCGUAGACUGCCAGCCGGCCCCCUUUCAGAUAGCUACAACGGGCUCUGAAUAAGAUUGUAAUAAUAAUAUUAAUGAUGAUGAUAAUAAUAAUAAUAAUAAUGGUCGUUUUUUGUAAAUGGUAUUUUAAAAGUUAUUUUUGUAUACGCGGUUGUUUGUUGCGUCACAAGUCCACUGCCCAACCCCUACCCCCCACCUCCCAACCCUGAACCCUCUUUUCACAAACACUUUUUCAUUUUCUCUAAUCCUUUUAAAUGGUUUUCGGGGGUUUAUUCUCCAACUUUUCUUUUGCUCUUUCAGUGACAAACAUGCAACUGAGAUGGAGCAUUUCAUUCUUUUUCUCUCACAUCCUUAACUUGCUGCUUUCCUUCUUUCCCACUCUUGUUUUUGCCUUUUCAAAAGUCUGCCAUUUCCAACACAUCUACUUGCCAACACUACCUUUAGUGAAGCAUCUCCAACCUGUUGUUGGUCCAAAGUAGCAAAACAAGAGGCAGUCUUUUUGAACUUUUUCAUCCAUUUCGCCUCCGUUUCUUUGCCCCACCUUGUACCUCUAUCCUCCCCCAUCCGCCCACCUACCUCCCCGCCCCCACACUCACACUAGCCUCGAUCUCAGAAAAGAGCCCACCUGUGCCUUUAAGAGAGAGCCCGCCCUCCCCCUCCCCCUGCCCUCCAAUCAUCAUUAGUGGCAUGAGCGUGAGCGACGUGAUUCGCUGCUGCUUGCUCAUCACCUCCUGUGGGACUCUCAUUCAGCCACGCCCCCUUCCCGCCCCGCCCUCCUGUCACACAUAAACAUAAACACACAUGCACACACACACACGAUGUUUGUAUGUUGCAGAAAUCAAUCAGUAAAAAUGAACAUUAAGUAAA